Messenger RNA from Syngnathus acus (greater pipefish), 2238 nucleotides. It is a transcript of the gene hoxb6b, whose product is annotated as homeobox B6b. Gene Ontology annotation, biological process: anterior/posterior pattern specification; regulation of transcription by RNA polymerase II. Gene Ontology annotation, cellular component: nucleus. Gene Ontology annotation, molecular function: RNA polymerase II cis-regulatory region sequence-specific DNA binding; DNA-binding transcription factor activity, RNA polymerase II-specific. The transcript has 2 exons. NCBI's taxonomy places the organism in Eukaryota, Metazoa, Chordata, Actinopteri, Syngnathiformes, Syngnathidae. The record is from RefSeq and is a predicted model, not a curated record. Bases 1169 to 1894 code for a protein of 241 amino acids.
CCAUGUUGGCAGCAGGGAGUCCUGCAUGCGUGUCCGUGGCUUAUUGUUUGGUUGCAGUAUGUCAAAAAAGCAGUGGCUUGUUUUUAACAUGACGCGUGCACGCGCAGCCCGAGGGUUUGCAGGUUAGGCGAGCACGCGCAGGUCCAUUUUGUUAAUGAGGUUCGAGUUCGGGAUGGGAGACUGAGUGCUGGUUGCGUUCAUAAACAAAUUUAAAAAAGCAACCCUUCAAGAAGCUUUGUUGUCGAUUUUGUAAAAAUGUAAAAGGAAAUAUCCUAAUCGUUUUGUUAGGAUGAGGUUAAAAAUGUGGCGUUGUAACAUAAAAAUUGAAGCAAAAAAAAAAAGAAAAUGUAAAGUGAGGACACUUCUUGAAUCAUUAAAAUAACAAAUCAUGAACAAGAAUAUAUAUGAAGCUUGAUUGUUGUCGUUCUGCAGUCGCCAUCUUGGCCUGCAGUGCCCUGCACAGUAAAUUGAUGUGAAUUAAUUCUUAUAACAGAACAGUGUUGAUUUUUUUUCAAAUGCUGCCUCGUUAUAAUCAUUUGUGUUGUCUUGUUAAAUAUUCUACACGACUCUGAAUUUAUGCUGCAUUCUGGAUUUGCAUUUUUGCUUGGGAAAAAAAAAUGUCAGCAAUGCACGAUGAAUUGAAGUGUAAACAUCACAAUAUUCAUUUAAGGAAGCAAUUGAUGAUCAUUGAAGCAAUCUGGCCUCAUUGAUCAGGGGAAAGAAAAACAUCAAAACAAUCACGUUGUCGCUAAUGAUGUCAUUGAUCGGCGUGCCGUCAAAAACGUGAUUGGGAUGAUUGGCGUGCUGAGUGAUGAUUUGCUGGUGAUAAUUUGGACGGAAUUUUGGAAUUCAACGCGUGAUGAUGACGACGAUCCACGCUAACGAUCGUGCUUUUUCCACGCACUUGAUUUGGAGGCACCCGGGACACUGUGCGCGCAACAACCCCCCCCCCCCCCCCCCAAACGGGCGCAGCCGUGCACGCGCGGACGUCGGUGAUUGGCCAGAGGUGGAUCAGAUGGUACAUUUCCCCUCUGUGUUCAGUGGCACCUCACAACCACCCCCCUCCUCUCAGCAAAAGGCAAAUCUCCGAUAAAGUAAUGGCAAAAGCACUUGGACUAUAAAAGACAACAAAUCAUUUUCCUCCGGAGUGCGCCCCGUUGUCCACCCAAUGAGUUCCUAUUUUGUCAACUCAACUUUCCCCGUGUCUCUAUCGGGAGGACAGGACUCUCUCCUGGGCCAGAUCCCCCUCUACACGUCGGGAUACAGCGACCCGCUGAGGCACUACUCCGGCGCGGCCACCUAUGGAGGCGCCGCCGCCGCGGCCGCUGCCGCCGUGCAGGACAAGGUCUACCCGGCCUCCUACUACCAGCAGACGGCCAUCUACGGCCGGGCCGCCGGCGGGGGUGCGUGCGACUUCAACCCGGCGGGGGGGUUCUAUAAGGACGCCGAGGGGUCGUGCGCCUUCUCCGGUCGCGACGACGCGCCGCAGCCGCCGCCGCUUUUUGGAGCUCAGGAGCACGGGCAGCGCAAAGGCGAGUGCUUGGGGGAUCAGGGCGCGGGCAUGAGCGUGGACGACAAGUCCUCCGCGCUCAUCUACCCGUGGAUGCAGAGGAUGAACGCCUGCUCGGUCGGCCCGUUCGGCACCAGCGGUCGCAGGGGCCGCCAGACGUACACCCGCUACCAGACGCUGGAGCUGGAGAAGGAGUUCCACUUCAACCGCUACCUGACGCGCAGGCGCCGGAUAGAGAUCUCGCACGCGCUGUGCCUGACCGAGAGACAGAUCAAAAUCUGGUUCCAGAACCGCAGGAUGAAGUGGAAGAAGGAGAACAAGCUUCUCAACCCGCCAAAGACGCCCGAUGAGGAGGAGGAGGAGCAGGCGGAGAAGAAGAGUUAAAAAAAAGGACACUCGACGUGUACAAAACAUGCUGUAGAUAUUAUUCAUGUGUGGCGUGCUAUCUCCUAGAGCUGCUUUUAGAUCUCUCUCUUUGUGCUGUGUCUUGAUUUAGAGACUAUGCAAACAUGUACAGAAAUUUGUAGUGCUUUUGGACCAUGUCGUUCCUCGUAUACGUCCUGUUGUAGGCCUCUGUGCACGUGUUGUACUUGUUCUUCCAGCUUGUACAUAAAAAUGUCAGCUUUAUAUAUCACGAUGUCAUUAUUUAUUGCUGUAACGUGUUUGAUGCAAUAUUUUGUUCAGGAAAAAUUGUAUAUAGAAAAUAAAAUGCCUUUUGAUGUAUAACC